This is a messenger RNA of Phanerochaete carnosa HHB-10118-sp, 2076 nucleotides long. RefSeq lists its product as uncharacterized. Gene Ontology annotation, cellular component: cell division site; cell tip; nucleus. Lineage: Eukaryota; Fungi; Basidiomycota; Agaricomycetes; Polyporales; Phanerochaetaceae. The transcript has 10 exons. The record is from RefSeq and is a predicted model, not a curated record. Gene Ontology annotation, biological process: carbon catabolite repression of transcription. The coding region runs from base 41 to 1915 and encodes 624 amino acids. Gene Ontology annotation, molecular function: protein binding.
UCACCUCUCCCGUCUAUUUACCCAUACCAAGCGAUGCGCCAUGGAGACUGAAUCGUCCUUUGUCGCGCCAGAGGGUGUUUAUACCGUCACCGAAGAGCACAAGCACAGUCUCACUGGCGUUCAUACCGUCACUGCUGCGCCUUUUAUCUACCCGACCAGGCUUAAGACGGUGACGGUGAAGUUCACUGUUUCCAAGAACGCCAACUCGCAAGUGCUGUCGCAGCUACUGGGGGGUAGCAGGGAGAAGGAGAAUAAGAAGGAUAAGGAGAGGCAGGAGCGGGAAAAGGAGAGGCUAGAUAGGGAGCGGGAGAAACAGCAGGAUGGUCUCAGCGUAUCCAGCAGCGAAACCCAAGAAGACGCACCGUCUCCCGACCCUUCGAGUUUCUCCCCUUCACCUGACAAUGCCACGUCGCCGGCCGUCGCACAUGAACAGCUGAACAGCCUGUUCGGCGGUCCUUCGCAGAUAGGCAAGAAGAAGUCCGUUGCCCGCCCCAAACACAACAUGCGGACCACCUCUUCGACCUUCAUUACAAGACUACAGAACGUGGAUAAUCUGAACAGGAAUCUGGCAUCGAAGCAGGGGGAGACGACGUUCUUAUUCUAUAACACUUCAAAGUCCUUCAUUUGGACUGAGGCUGGCUGCAAGGCAAAGGAACCUCUGGCCCGCAUAUUCUUUGCAGCGUACCCGACAUGCCAUGAUGUAAACAUCACGACUGCUUCCUCAGAACGAGUAGACGUGAUCAUAGGCUUUAACACGGGUGACCUCCUGUGGCUCGACCCCAUGUCGUCAAGAUAUGGCAGGCUAAACAAGCAGGGUCGCAUCUGCAACUCACCAUGUACAGCCGUGCGAUGGGUGCCGUCAUCACCGAAUUUAUUUCUUGUUUCACACGCAGAUGGAACAAUCCUGCUAUACGACAAAGAACGCGAAGACGGCGCGUUCUCUCCCAAGGAUCCUAUGUCCGCCACACUGACUGAGGUCAAUGGGGUCCCUCAAACACCUCAAACACCUCAAGAGCCCUGGAACCCUCUGGACUCUAUCUUCGUGACCCUCCCUCCGUGGCACCCGGCUACCAUAGCGUCCUCGUUAUCGAACGGCAAAACUGACAGGGAUAAGGAUCGCAUACCCAAGAAUCCAGUUAGCCACUGGCGUGUAUCUAAGAAGAAAGUCCUUGACUUUGUAUUCUCCCCAGAUGUGAAACAUGUAGCGGCUAUCUCGGAGGAUGGUUGCCUAAGAGUGAUUGAUGCAGUCGCGGAGCAACUGGUGGAUUGUUAUUCGUCGUACUUCGGUGCUUUGACUUGUGUAGCUUGGUCGCCAGAUGGCCGAUAUAUCUUGACGGGAGGUCAGGAUGACCUUGUUACUAUUUAUUCACCAUGGGAGCAACGCGUAGUUGCGCGGUGCCAGGGACAUUCAUCUUUUGUCGCUGCCGUUACUUUUGACGAUAUUCGCUGUGACGGCAGGACGUAUCGCUUUGGCAGCGUGGGCGAGGACAACAAGCUCAUACUGUGGGAUUUUUCAAGUGGUGCUCUGCACCGGCCAAAGCUACAGGCCGCCGCUCACCAUCAGCGCAUGUCGAUGACAUCCAACGUCUCAUUAGCGCUUCGAAGACGUGGCGAAUCCGUUGUGUAUUUGGGUGGUCCGGGAAUGGACACGCCUAUGCCGCGAUACCACCCGGCGCCGUCAAGGAACGAAGUUGCCGUGCUUCAGCCCGUGCUUAUUAAGCCGAUUGAAGGGGAUCUGCUCACGGACACUAUCUUCUACCACAGAGGUCUGUUAACUGCAAAUAAAGUGGGGCACGUCAAACUUUGGGUACGGCCGCUCGCCGCGCAUCCUCGCCACCUGAAGAGCCGGACAAACCGAAGCAACUCCUUUGCGGACACCGACGUUUUCGGAUCAGCUGCUCCCCUUUCGCGUUAACAUGGACUAGACGUGCAUAUCUAUCGCAUCUUUAUUCUUAACAUAGGAUGUGUCACUCUACCAAUCGCAUCUACUGCUGAAUCCUUGUAUCUCUCUGUCUGUAUUCCGACAUCCACUGCUACUCUUUACUGUACACUGCACCACAAAUGCAAUACUCAAUU